GCCGGAGUUUUCGUAAACAUCCAUAGCAUCACCCCAGAAGAAAAAAAAUGAUGCUCGGGGAGCACCAUCGUGCAAAUCCUACGGUUCACGUGCCACCGUGGCCGAUCCUCGAUGAUCAAACGGCUGAUAUGUACUCUCCUUAUUCCGUAACCGAAGGCAAUGCUGGGGCAGGCGAUUACUCUCCUUACUAUCUACAAGAAGCUCUGUCCGCCUUGCAGCGAUACCUGCCGUCGAAUGAUGCUGCCGGCGACGGUGGUGAUUCCGACGGGGAGGCUCAGGCUGACGCGCCGGUUGACGCGUACUCGUGUGACCAGUUCCGCAUGUACGAGUUCAAAGUGAGGCGAUGCGCGCGCGGGAGGUCGCACGACUGGACGGAGUGUCCGUACGCUCAUCCCGGCGAGAAGGCUCGCCGUCGUGAUCCACGGAAGUUUCACUACUCCGGGACGGCGUGUCCCGAUUUCCGCAAGGGAAACUGUAAGAAAGGCGACUCGUGCGAGUACGCGCACGGCGUCUUCGAGUGCUGGCUUCAUCCAGCGAGGUAUCGUACUCAGCCGUGCAAGGACGGCACGAGCUGCCGCCGGAGGGUGUGCUUCUUCGCGCACACGCCGGAGCAGCUCCGUGUCCUCCCGCAACAGAGUCCGCGAAGCGUGGAUUCGUACGACGGAUCUCCAUUAAGACAAGUCUCGAUGCCGUUCGUGUCGUCACCGACUUCAGUUUCGCCGCCGGUUAGUUCUCCGGUGGAUUCUCCGCCGAUGUCGCCGAUGAUGAGGUCGCUCGGCUCAAGUAACAUGUCUGAUAUGGUUGUUGCUCAACUGAGAAACUUGCAGCUUGGGAAGGUGAAAUCGAUGCCUAAUAGUAACAGGAACGUGACGGUUGGAUCUCGGGGUUUCGGAUCUCCCCGCGGAUCUGUAAUCCGGCCCGGAUUCUGCAGUCUACCAACAACACCAACACAGGCACCGGUUCGGUUCGGGUCGAAUUGUUUCGAGUUGUGGGAGCAGAGUUUCGAGGAGGAGCCAGUUAUGGAGAGGGUGGAGUCUGGAAGGGACAUAAGGGCAAAGAUGUUUGAGAAGCUGAGCAAGGAGAAUUCUCUGGAUAGGUCCGGUUCUGGUUCGGGUCGUCAAUCGGGCGGAGUCCCGGAUCUUGGGUGGGUCUCUGAGCUUGUUAAGUGAGAAAAAGAAAGUGAAAAGCUCAAUGGGCCGUCUGGGUCCGGUUGGGCCUGGCCCAUUAAUUUCAUUUUAUAUCGAGUUGAUCAUUUUGUUUCGUCUCUCUCUCCGAUUUUGCCAAUUUCAUUGUGCAUAGAAUGAUAGAAAGAAAAGUGGGGUGGAAUUGGAGUUAUUUCAAGUUGUGGGGGAGGAACGGGUGAAGAUUUAUUUUGGGGAAGCAAUUAAUCCAAGCAAGAAUGGUGGCUUUAUUUUCUGUAAAUAUUUUAUCGCCGAAGGUAAUGGGGGGUGAAGAGUAGAAUCUCUUUUUUGGGGGGAAGCUUUUUCUUUUGGAAAGAUCAAGGCCGUUAUAAUAUAUGCAUUGAUAUAUGGGGAAGAAAAACUAUCCUAAGGUCUUUGUAUAGUUUUUAUAUUUAGCAGAUUGUUAUUAUGGAUUACUAUUAUUAUUGUUAUUGUUAUUGUUGUCGCAUCUAUUUCCCCCCUUGCAUUUUACUAAUCUCAUUUGAUGUAUGUCUAAUAUGUAGGAACCAAGUUCUAUGGCUCCUGUAAUUCAAAUUAUCAAUGUUAUAUGCAUUAUGCUUAA
This is a messenger RNA of Arachis duranensis, 1743 nucleotides long. Its product is annotated as zinc finger CCCH domain-containing protein 20. Gene Ontology annotation, molecular function: metal ion binding. NCBI's taxonomy places the organism in Eukaryota, Viridiplantae, Streptophyta, Magnoliopsida, Fabales, Fabaceae. The record is from RefSeq and is a predicted model, not a curated record. Bases 48 to 1169 code for a protein of 373 amino acids. The transcript has a single exon.